UUCACUCCUAGGCAACGGCGGAAGUGGAAGGGCCGCGGCCUGGCUCAGACGCAGACCGGACGGCCCCGGGAGUCGCCAGCGCCCAGCCCCGCCCCGCGGAGACAUCAUGAGUGACCAGCAGCUGGAUUGUGCCUUGGAUUUAAUGAGGCGUCUGCCUCCCCAGCAGAUAGAGAAAAACCUCAGCGAUUUAAUUGACUUGGUCCCAAGCCUCUGCGAAGAUCUCCUGUCUUCUGUUGACCAGCCAUUGAAAAUCGCUCGAGAUAAGGUGGUGGGAAAGGAUUAUCUAUUGUGCGACUACAACAGAGAUGGGGAUUCAUAUAGAUCACCGUGGAGUAACAAAUAUGAUCCUCCUCUGGAAGACGGUGCCAUGCCAUCUGCCCGCCUGCGCAAGCUGGAGGUGGAAGCCAACAAUGCCUUCGACCAGUACAGAGACUUGUAUUUUGAAGGUGGAGUCUCCUCUGUCUACCUCUGGGAUCUGGAUCAUGGCUUUGCUGGUGUGAUCCUCAUUAAGAAAGCUGGAGACGGAUCAAAGAAGAUUAAGGGAUGCUGGGAUUCCAUCCAUGUGGUGGAAGUUCAGGAGAAGUCCAGUGGUCGUACUGCUCAUUACAAGUUGACCUCUACAGUGAUGCUGUGGCUGCAGACUAACAAAACUGGUUCCGGUACCAUGAACCUUGGAGGGAGCCUUACUAGACAGAUGGAGAAAGACGAGACUGUGAGCGAUUCCUCUCCACACAUAGCCAAUAUUGGACGCUUGGUAGAGGACAUGGAAAACAAAAUCAGAAGUACGCUGAAUGAGAUUUAUUUUGGAAAAACAAAGGACAUUGUUAAUGGACUGAGGUCUGUGCAGACUUUUGCAGACAAAUCAAAACAAGAAGCUCUUAAAAAUGACCUGGUGGAGGCUUUGAAGAGAAAGCAGCAAAGUUAAAAUACUCUUCAUGCUAACAAGACAUGCCAUGCACUCAUUAGAUUCCUUUCUUAGAAAAUUCAUUUUCUCCCCUGCCCCCCUUUUUCUGUUACGUCAUGUCACAGUUUGCAUUCAGUACUAUCCAUGCAAUGCCAUCUUCUCCCUAUAAAUAAAGCUGUACAAACUUUUUCAGUCUCUGAGGCCUACUUUGCACCCCAUUUUACUAUCAGGACCUUAGACUCUGUUUCCGUAGAAGUCAUGUAUUUUUAUUUUUUUUUUUCUCUUCAACCCUCCCCCAUUUAUAUGCAUAAACACCAAUCAUUCUGUUUGUCUGUUCCUCCCCUUCCUGCCUUUUGUUACAUUGGUGUAAAAAAUGUAAAACAAAAAAAUUUAUUAAAUACUGUGGUGUGUGAAAGCGGAAGAACUGGAAAAACCUAUUCCACGUAUGUUUGGGGGCUGGGCACAGGGGAUGGCUGGCGGGAGGGAGGGAAGAGAGGGUGUUCCUCGGUGUUGUACUAUACUGACUCAACCAGACGUGCAAGGGGACAUUGAUUUGGUGACCUGCUGAAAGUUCUGCUCUUCUACAGCCUGGUUCCAAGGCGCUUUUCUGUCAAUUUUUAUGGAAUGCAAAAGGGGAUUUUGUUUUGAUUUAUUUUUGUUUUUUGUUUUUUUUGUAAAGCUUGAAUUGAAUCUACAUCUUAUACUUGAGCCUCCAUACUAAAAAGAAAAAAAAACUUAAAAAAAAAAAAUGACAACAAAAAAUAAAAAUAAAAAAAAUCCCGGGAA
Alligator mississippiensis (American alligator) is the source of this 1690-nucleotide messenger RNA. RefSeq names its product capping actin protein of muscle Z-line subunit beta (gene CAPZB). Lineage: Eukaryota; Metazoa; Chordata; Crocodylia; Alligatoridae. Bases 107 to 925 code for a protein of 272 amino acids. Gene Ontology annotation, biological process: regulation of lamellipodium assembly; negative regulation of filopodium assembly; actin cytoskeleton organization. The transcript is spliced from 9 exons. The record is from RefSeq and is a predicted model, not a curated record. Gene Ontology annotation, cellular component: cytoplasm; F-actin capping protein complex. Gene Ontology annotation, molecular function: actin filament binding.